UACUUCUGGCAACUCUAUUGUGCCAUGCUGUGUUUUUUGUAAACAAACUGAAAUGUCGUCGCCAAGUGAAUCCUCCUCCGCUUCGGAACCUGAGCCCAGCAGCGAUGAAGAGACACAGUCCACAAUUCGUGAGGAUCUUAAGACCAUGAGCCUCGAAGAGAUUAUGCAGCUGAAAGAGCAGCUUGGAGCCAAAGUAUACAAGGAGGCGGUGCUAGGUGGCAAAAGCGGAAAGGCGCGAGCCAAACAGGUUAAAGGCAAAACAGAACUAAAACGUCUGAACAAGAAUCGUCCGCGUGAGAUAAGCUCCAGGCGACAGGUACCAUUUUUGGGAGCGGAAUUACGUGUGGAACGCAAAAAGACCAAUGAGUUGCGUGAUCCACGCUUUGACGAGAAGUCAGGAAACUUUAGUAUAGACACUUUCAAGAAAAAUUACAAAUUCGUCUCCAAAAUACGCACCAAGGAAGUGGGCCAAUUGAAAAAGCAGCUGGACGAUGUGGCCGACGAUGAGGAGAAGCAGAAAAUCAAACACUCCAUGCAGCGCCUGAUCAACAAAAAUGUUGAGGACAAGAAAUGGCACCUUAAGCAGCAUAUACUGAAAAAAGAAAAACAGGAAAUUCAAAAGGCUCACAACGAAGGCCGCGAACCUCACUACCUGACCAAGCAGGAACGUCGUGCCAAGGAGUUGGUGGCCCAAUAUGAACAUCUCAAGAGUACUGGAAAGCUAAAUAAACAUCUAGAGAAGCGCCGCAAGAAGAAUGCUGCUAAAGAUCGCAAGCGCAUUGGCAUAGAAUAGAAUAGUUGCCUAGAUAAUUUAAUUUUACAUCUUUAUUAACAAUUAAAACGGAAAACAAGA
This is a messenger RNA of Drosophila willistoni, 853 nucleotides long. RefSeq names its product ribosomal RNA processing protein 36 homolog. Gene Ontology annotation, cellular component: 90S preribosome; nucleolus. The transcript is spliced from 3 exons. Lineage: Eukaryota; Metazoa; Arthropoda; Insecta; Diptera; Drosophilidae. Gene Ontology annotation, biological process: maturation of SSU-rRNA from tricistronic rRNA transcript (SSU-rRNA, 5.8S rRNA, LSU-rRNA). The record is from RefSeq and is a predicted model, not a curated record. The coding region runs from base 53 to 793 and encodes 246 amino acids.